This is a messenger RNA of Dreissena polymorpha, 2769 nucleotides long. RefSeq lists its product as uncharacterized. Gene Ontology annotation, molecular function: metal ion binding; ubiquitin-protein transferase activity. The record is from RefSeq and is a predicted model, not a curated record. Lineage: Eukaryota; Metazoa; Mollusca; Bivalvia; Myida; Dreissenidae. Gene Ontology annotation, biological process: protein ubiquitination.
GUAGAAAUUACACAGGUUGUAUGCUAUUAAAACAUCUUAGUAUGAAGACGAUGUCGCAAACAAAUGAUUAAGGGCUGGCUUGAUUAGAUGGACGCAAAUGGAAAAUAUCAAGCCGGGUUAAACACGAUAUUUACCGGUACACUAUUUUCCUGUUUCGAUUGCAUUGCUGUGUGACGAAGACAUGGAAAUGGACUCUAAGGGACUGGCUGAUUUGAAAGAGAUUCAAACAACAACGAAGUUCAUUGUGAAUCGACUUAACAAAUUAACAGAAUGCAGAGAGGGCUGCAAGUGUGGCUCAGAACUCCAAGAACUCAUGAAUGAAUUUCGGGAUACUGAAGUACGCAUAAGUAAACUCAAAACAGAUGUAAACGCUCUUCGAAAUGAGGAAAGUGACGAGCAAAAAUUGAAGCAAAUCGAAGACAAAAUAGGCGAACUGGCACGAUCAUUACAAGCUCUACAGUCCGGUACCUCACAGCCGGGCAUUCCGGUUCCUCGAUAUUCAAUCGAGCCGGCAGGUGACCUGUCCUCUGUGCUGGCAGGUUUGAUCCCAGCGGUGCAAAAUCAUGUUUCCUCGUCGGAAAGUACUCUUGGGACUAUUGGGCGCGUGGACGGGUCACCAAAUCAUCUACCGUGCGAAACUAUUGUCCGUAUUGGAAUUCAAACGGGUGACCAUCGGUCCACAUUAAAAACUCCUAGCUCCUCGGCAAAUGUGCCCAGACAACAGUCCGCAACGGCGGCAUCGGAACCCAUUAAUCGACCAGAGACACGUGUAAUCCAACAAACACAUCGGGAUCUUGUAUAUGAUGACUUCUGGAAGGCGUUAUCGCAAAAGGAGUUGAAGAAAGCGAGUGAAUUGACACGCGAUGAAGAAAGUAUACGCACGGUUCUGUGUCUCGACAUAUCAGAGAGCAUGGCUUCUGGAAACGCCUGGUCGCAGGCCAAAACAUUUGUCAACGAUUUUCUAAAUGGCUUAGACAUGAUGACCGCUCAAUACGGACAUUUCGGACUUACAAGGGAGUAUGUGGGCGUGGUUACAUUUGGUCACGAAACGCAAUUGCAACAACUUCCAACGUCAAACUACACGUUGAUUCGAGACAAAAUAGAUAAUCUUCGAUUGGGCGGACCAAGUCCAUUAUAUGGAGGCCUUUGGUUGAGUGUAGCAGGAGCCAGGUCAUGCAGAGCCCUUGCUGCAACUGGUAGCGGAAUCAUUAUGAGUCCCAGGAUUAUUGUAAUAACUGACGGAAAACCUACUGAAACCUGGUUGAGAGCUGGCCCCGACCUCCCAACGAAAACAGAGGAAACAUUGAUGUCUUUGAUGAGAGGUUUAGAAGAAAUCGAAGACAAGGGCACGCCAGUAUUUUUCGUCGGUGUCGGCGAUUUUGACGAGGACUUGUUAAAACUCGUCACGGCUUCAGAACGACGGAAGAAGCUUUUUUGCCACCAAGAUGGACGGAGAUUGGCUAAGAGAAAUUACCUUUGUACAAAAGCAUCUGUUUUUGAGGAUUCCUCAUUCAGCUUUAUGCGAAGUUCUUCUGGGCUUUCAAUGGAGGAUGAGGAGGAUAUUCGAGACAUCCAAGAAGUCUCCAUGGCACAUUUUCGAAGUAAACAGGAAAUAGAGACGAAGGUUUACGCUGAAAGCAAAAGCGACGCGUAUCCGGUCAUUGGUUCCCGCGUGCGCCGUGGUCCCGACUGGAUUUGGGAUAAUCAAGACCAUCAUGGCUCUGGAACCGUCGUCGGUCACUCAGAAGAUGAUUUUAAAGUGUGGGUCACAUGGGAUUUCGAUAACAUGACCACCGUUUAUCGGUAUGGUCUAGGCUCCUAUGACGUCAUAGUGACAGACGAGCCACGUGCGUUAAAUCCAGGGCAUAAAAUGGCGGUCGGCUGUCUUGUAAAACCAGGUCGAGAUGCAAGAAUGCUAGAUGCAAAAUGGAUCGACAUUUCCUUUUCUACCCUAGGCGUGGUUAUACGUAAGAACUCGCCGAAGGCACAUGUGCGUUGGCAGAAUGGCAAACGUGGAGAUUACAGCUAUGGUAAAGAAGGUCGAUAUGAAAUAGAAUUAUGUACAACAUCCCAGCAACAGAUCGGCGACUUCAGCAGCAAUACAUUUGCAGCCGGCUCAACGUUUCGUGCAAACAAUAUAAAGGGAGACAGAAAUAAAAACAAAAACGCCAAUGUGUGAAAAACUUAACAAUGCUAAAUGAUGCGAAUGAACGAAAUUGUUGACAAGCAAUAAUAAUACAAAUAUGAGUUACCUUAAACCACGAAUGAUAUUACAAUGACGGCAGUGUAUAAUUCAUUUUAGUUUAAUGACAUGUACGAACAUAUUUUUUCAUGUGGUGUUUUUGAUAUUUUUCUUGUAUUUUUUUUUAAAAAAACACGUGUAUGGAGUCAUAGUGUCUUCAACAUCGGAAUCCGCAUGCUUGGGUAACGUAUGUUGGUAUCGUAUGAUUUUGUCUUAGAGCGUUAACCUUGAAAGUAUGUGUUUUUUCUUUGUGUUUUGGACUACGCACACUAUUUAAACAGCAAUAAUUAUAUGAUAUAUGGUAAAUAUAAUGUGUGGUUAUAAUUGUAACAUAUGUUUAUAGAUACACAUUUGUCUUCGCAUUGCCCAUGUUAACGCCAUAUGUCACAAAUAUAAUUAAGUGUAGGACAUAUGAGCCUCCAAAAUCAUUUUGGACUUGUUAGAUCAUCUCCAUAAGUAUAAAUGCGAAUUUUAAUAACGUGUUUCAUUUGUAUAUAAACAUAUUGCUAUUAAACAAACACACAACA